GGAUUGUAGUUCACUUUGUACACGAGGAAGCUCAAAUGCCCGUGUGUAUCAACGUGAUGGGACUAUAUUUCCCACAAUGCAACGCGCCGUUGUUAUAGUCAUCGUUUUAUCCGAUGCGAGAAGCCGCAGCGCUGCGUCUGAACGGUUGUUAAAUUCCCCGAUAGAUACAGCGCUAAGGAAAACAAGAAGUUUGGGUUUGUUUUUUAUGAUUCAACAUGAUGGAGGUCAUCGAGACUAUUGUGAUUCAGAAUGCAGAAGUGGAAGGAAAGGAAACGGUGGUGUCCAGUGUGGAGGAGGAUAAAACCAAAGCAGAGUUUAUAUGGACCCUGCAGGCAACAUGGCACCUUGUCAACACCAGACUUGAAAUGGACCAAGCGUUCGACCAGCCGGUGUGCAAGAAAAAGAAACUUUGGGAGAUGGUGGCAGAAAAAGUAAACGCAAAACUGAGAGAGUCCGAUGUUUCUGAUGUGUCUGUGAAGGCGUACGAGUGUGAUCUCAAGUGGAGGAACAUACUGGCAACGUACAGGAGGAACGCUGAGAGGGCCAAGAGACUCGGGCCAGCCAGUGUCCACUGGGAGUUCUUCAAGGCCAUGCACGAUGUCCUGGGCAAGAGCAGGGAAGAAGUCGAAGCCCAGAGAAGAGCCAAACUCAGCGGCACCAGAGUGGGGAAAGCCAUAGCGAGUAAAAGGUUCACCCCUAUUCUCCCUACACCUCCUGUCACAGCUGCUCCCUGCGCUCCCAGGCCUCCUCAGGAUGUCCUGCAGCUGUACAUGGAGCUGCAGGAGAGGAAGAUGAACAUGUGGGCGCAGCAGAAAGCCCUGGAGGAGAGGAAGAUAGAUGCAAUAAACAACUUGGCCCAGGCUAUCUCAAGCCUGGCUCAGAAGAACAGCAGCACAGAGGCAUCAAAAGAAGGACAUUAGGGUCUGAACUUCCAUGUGUCAGCCCCUCUUACCAAAGACUUUUUUUAUAAUGCUGCACAAGAAAAGGACAUUUAACAUGUUUGUUAGUUACAUUUAUAGACUGGAUAUGUUGUCACACUUUUAUGGUUAUUAUUUUUCCAGUCUGAAUUCUGUUGAGCUAAAUUCUUAAGUUCUUAUUUCAAACUGAAAAGUUCAGAAGAAGUGAAAACUGUAACAAGGACCGACACAUUGUACAUGACUUUUGUAUCUCCUGUUUGCACUAUGAGUGAGAGCAUGGCUCUGAACAGAUGCUCUUUCAUUUCGACGCCCAGAUGAAUGUAAUCGUUUAUUUUUGUACCACAAUAGAGGAUCGUGCAAUGUUUUCAUGAUCAUAACAAACAUCCUUUUGAUAUUAAAUUCUAACAGCCUUCA
Messenger RNA from Notolabrus celidotus (New Zealand spotty), 1331 nucleotides. RefSeq lists its product as uncharacterized. The transcript has 2 exons. The coding region runs from base 216 to 920 and encodes 234 amino acids. The record is from RefSeq and is a predicted model, not a curated record. Lineage: Eukaryota; Metazoa; Chordata; Actinopteri; Labriformes; Labridae.